Ceratitis capitata (Mediterranean fruit fly) is the source of this 2971-nucleotide messenger RNA. RefSeq names its product vacuolar protein sorting-associated protein 53 homolog (gene Vps53). Gene Ontology annotation, cellular component: GARP complex. Gene Ontology annotation, biological process: retrograde transport, endosome to Golgi. The record is from RefSeq and is a predicted model, not a curated record. Lineage: Eukaryota; Metazoa; Arthropoda; Insecta; Diptera; Tephritidae. The transcript is spliced from 7 exons. Bases 123 to 2867 code for a protein of 914 amino acids.
CAGCUGUUUAUAUAUGUGGCUGUGGUGACGUUCUCUGUCUGUGCAAUUUUCAUUUUUUAUAAAAGUAAGUGUUAAAAAUUUUUUAAUAAAAAUUUCUAGCAGCUGAGAUUUUAAAAUAAAAGAUGAAUACGAACACGUUGGAAGUGGACAACGAUGUUCAUGACAUGAACAGACCCACAAGCAAUCGCAUUCAUUUUACAAAAGAUGUAAAGAAUGCAAUCGAUAAGGUGCUAAAGACGGAUGAUCCAAUGGAUUCACCGGAUUUUAAUACCGUCGAUUACAUUAAUCAGCUCUUUCCGAAUGAACAAUCGCUGGUAAGCAUUGAUGAGACCAUCCAGCGCAUGCAAUGCGAAGUGUCCCUCAUUGAUGAUAAUAUACGUGCGGUGGUUCGUGGCCAAACCAAUACUGGACAAGAUGGGCAAAUGGCAUUGACCGAAGCUCAGAAAGUUAUUACAACAUUAUAUGCGCAUAUAAUUGAUGUAAAAACGCGUGCAGAGAAAACAGAGGAGAUGGUUAAAGAGAUUACUCGUGAUAUAAAACAAUUGGAUUGCGCUAAACGAAAUUUAACAUCCGCAAUAACUACGUUAAAUCACUUGCACAUGCUGGUGGGAGGCAUUGAAAGUUUAAAUAAAUUGAUUGAAAAGCGGUUGUAUGGCGAAAUAAUUAAUCCACUGCAGGCGAUCACAGAAGUAAAUCAACAUUUUAGACAAUAUUCUGAUAUUGAGGAAAUAAAGAAUCUAUCACAAAAUGUAGAUAAGAUUCAAAUAACACUGGCUAAACAAAUCACAGAAGAUUUUAAAGAUGCUUUUUCGCCUAAAUCAACUGGUGUUGGAAAUGCUGGUAAUAAGCAACGUUUAGGGUUAAAUCAAUUAGCGGAUGCCUGUAAAGUGAUUUCUGUUUUGGAUCCCAAAGUUAAAAAGGAACUUCUUAAAUGGUUCAUCGCACAACAACUGGAAGAAUACAUACACCUGUUCCACGAAAAUCAAGAUAUCGCUUGGCUGGAUAAAAUCGAUAAACGUUAUGCCUGGCUUAAGCGCCACCUACUUGACUUUGAGGAUAAAUUUGGUGCUGUCUUCCCGCUUGAUUGGGAAGUCUCUGAACGUAUUACCGUCGAAUUCUGUCGUCUAACGCGUGAACAACUCACACAAAUCAUGGCUAAACGCAGCAAUGAAAUUGACGUGCGUUUAUUGCUUUUUGCUAUUAACAAAACACAAGCAUUCGAACAGUUGCUCUCUAAACGCUUCAGCGGCGUAACAUUAGAAAUAGUCACCACUUCACCUACAUUGAAGGUACAACCGGAAAAUCCUAACGCAGAUCCGAAUGCACCAGCCACAAUUGGAUUAUUUCAAGAUCAAAUUGGUAAUUGCUUCAAAGCACACCUAGACAUUUACAUUAAGAGCAUUGAUCGUAAUUUGGCAGAGCUAAUGGAAAAGUUUGUGGAAAUGGCUAAGGAGCCUUUAAAAGUGGCCGAAUCGAAGACUACAGUGUUUCCAAGCUCUGCAGACUUAUUUGUAUUUUAUAAAAAAUGCAUGGUACAAUGUAAUCAGCUAAGUAACGAACAACCUAUGUAUGAGUUAGCAUUGGUUUUUAAAAAAUAUUUACGUGAAUAUGCGAGCAGAGUAUUAGAAUUCAGUACGCCUAAAUUGCUGACGACCACUGCAUCGAUAGGUAAAAGCAUGUCCUUACUAACGCGUGAUAUGCAAAAUCUCUCCACUGCUGCAGGCCAAGUUUUUCAUAAUUUCCUAAAAGAAGGCGACACACAACGUUUUUCUCGCGAAGAUUUAAUACAAAUAUGCUGCGUUCUUACAACGGCCGAAUAUUGCUUGGAGACAGUGCAGCAAUUGGAGGAUAAGCUGAAGGAGAAAAUAGCAACAGCUUAUGCAAACAAGUUGGACAUGUCGGAAGAAAAGGAUGUGUUUCAUCGUAUUAUUUCGAACUGCAUUCAAUUGCUUGUGCAAGAUUUGGAAGCAGGUUGUGACCCAUCCCUUCAAUCCAUGUCCAAAGUACAAUGGCAGAGUAUAAGUAAUGUUGGCGAUCAGAGUGCCUUCGUUAACAGCAUUUGUGCAAACUUUAAGCAGACGGUGCCAGUGAUUCGCGACAAUUUGGCCACAUCGCGUAAAUAUUUUACACAAUUCUGCCAUAAAUUCGUCAAUGCAUUCAUACCGAAAUAUAUUAAUGUUCUCUACAAAUGUAAGCUCACACUUUCCGAUGGUUCCAAUAAUGUCUUAGGUUGCGAACAACUUCUACUUGAUACGCACAGUUUAAAAACAGCACUACUGGAUUUGCCUUCAAUUGGCUCGAGCGUCAAUCGAAAGGCGCCCACUAGCUACACCAAAGUAGUUGUCAAGGAUAUGACACGCGCGGAAAUGAUAAUUAAAGUGGUAAUGACGCAGGUACAACCGCCAGCGCAUUUUACCCAGCAAGUGCUUAAGCUAUUGCCCGACAUUACCAUUGCGGAAUAUCAAAAAAUCCUAGAUAUGAAAGCUGUCAAGCGUGUGGAUCAAUUGCAAUUAAUUGAUUUAUUCAAACAUACAGCAUCACAUGUAGCUGUAAUUGGUGAUGGUAUAUCCGAAAUAACAUCAUCAUCGACUGAAGACGAUUCAGUGCAAACACAUUCAGAGUUGAACGUAAAUGAAAAUCCGGAAGCCGGCUCUUCUUCAACAAAGGGACUCAACGUUAGCGAGGAAAGUGGUGGAACAGCUGCUCCAACUGGUGGUGUUACCUCCACGCCAAAGCGUGCAUUCAUCUUCAGCGUUGGCAGCUUUACUGGUGGUGCAGAUAAGAAUGCAGAUGGCACGUCGAAUAGUGGUAGCGAUCGUGGACGCAUACGGAAGCUUGAGAGCUUAUUGAAAAAACGUUUGCCAUAAAUUCAAAGGCGAGCAUUUAGUUUAAGUUAAUGACUGUUGAUUUUUAUUUGUCCACCAUUUAGUUGUAUAAUUUUAAUUUUGUUUGAAUUUCGGUAUUACAUUCC